GUUGAAUUCGGUGUUGUAUUUCGAAGGGUUUAUGGCUUCGUCCGUAGCGAUUUUGGCUCAAGCCAUUCUAGCUCGAGCUUAAGCCACCGCGGUGCAAGCGCUGCCCCCGGCAGCAGCCGAGCCUCUGUAGCUGCAGCGCGUGGCGUCCGAUGCGCGGCGUGGGGCAGGCGCUGGCCCGCUCGACCGCCUGGCCUGCAAUGCUGGCCAUGCUGUGUGGCCUGCCCUUCGUGCUCUUUGGGCCUCUCCGCGCCAGCAAGGUGCUGGGCAGCGGACGUGUGAUGCAGCCACGACCUGGGAGCGCCUCGGGCCCCACUGCGCGCGGUGCCGGGAAGGGCACCGUCCCAGACCCGCAGGACGGGAGGCUGUUUUUUUUCCAUAUCACUCACCAUGCUGGAACCAACAUUAAGAGCAUCCUCAAAUUGUCUGGCCUCUGCGAAAUCAACGCAGAUCCCUUCCUCGUGGCCCCAGAUAACUCGACCCUUCGGUGGUUCAACGUGUGGAAGGAGGAAAGCGAGAUACCGCCAGAAGAUUUGAGCAGCUUCAUGCCGUGCGAUUCGGACGGAUUUGUCAGCGUGGUUUCCUUGCGGGAUCCGAUUGAGCGAACUUUUGCUGGUGAUGGUAUGUGGAAGACAUUCGCCAAUGGUACCAACAUGGACAUGUGCAGUUCAGAUAAUUAUGGUUUGCGUAAACUUAUAGAUAAGCCGUUACCCGCAAAUUUGUCAUGGGAAGAUGUAGAGUUUGCGAAACGACGCUUGGCGUCAUUCGAUUUGAUUAUUGAUCAGGGCAACUAUGCGACUUCUAUGAAGUUGCUCUGCGCUGAGCUUGGGCUUUCAUAUUGCGGGGUCGCCCAGAAAGUCCACAGAUACCCGAG
Messenger RNA from Prorocentrum cordatum, 871 nucleotides. Lineage: Eukaryota; Dinophyceae; Prorocentrales; Prorocentraceae. The record is from the annotation of a GenBank genome assembly.